Molecule: messenger RNA, 405 nt
Organism: Cercopithifilaria johnstoni
Lineage: Eukaryota; Metazoa; Nematoda; Chromadorea; Rhabditida; Onchocercidae
Source: the annotation of a GenBank genome assembly
AUGUUACGUUAUUCGAAGUCAAUAUGUUCACGUACUCAAUCAUUAUAUCGGGAUGCUAAGCGAUGUUUUAAUAAAUCAGUUCGAAGUCAUCAAUCAAAUGAAAGGGAACGGGGUCAUAAUGAAGGUUGUGUAGCUGUUGAUGAUUUCAAGGCAACCGAGAAGGGACAACUUUCCGUCACCAAGGGACAGCGACUUGAGGUGGUAGAAUAUUGCGGAGAUGCUCCAGAAUGGGUGCUUGUCUCGAUUACUUGGGAAAAUGGUGAACAACAACGUGGACUUGUUCCAUGUUCGGUUAUUUCAUCGAUAGAACCAGCAGGUUGGUUUUAUUUGCAUGAUAUUCUGAAACUUUCGAUAUCUUAUAUUCAUAUAUUAGAACAUUCCGGAAAAAAAAACGACUCAGAGUGA